ACCAUUAGGUGAUAAAGUUCUACGUUCACGAGAAAAUUUCAAAUAACUAAACAUUACUUUCCAUUAUCCGUUUGCAAAAUAUUUAAUUUUGUGUCUUUUGAUUAUGUAGUUUUAACAUACAAUGUCGUCGAAAAUUCCUUUAGGUCCACGAGAAGUGAUCAUUACCAAGAGUGUUACUGGUUUUGGUUUUAAUGUCCGUGGUCAAGUCAGUGAGGGCGGACAACUAAAAAGUAUCAACGGUCAACUUUAUGCUCCUUUACAGCAUGUAAGUGCUGUUCUUGAGGGCGGUGCCGCAUAUGAAGCUGGAAUACGAAAAGGAGAUAGAAUACUUGAAGUAAACAAUGUUAAUGUUGAGGGAUCAACUCAUAAACAAGUAGUUGAUCUGAUUAAAUCAGGAGGCGAUGUUUUGACUUUAACAGUUAUUUCUGUUACACCACAGGAGGCUGAAAGGUUAGAACCCAAUGAAGAACAAUCAACUUAUAAUUACAUUGAUUAUAGUGAUAAAAGAUCAUUGCCUAUAUCUAUACCAGAUUAUCACACUAAUGAGAAAAAUGGUGAAAAAUUUGUGGUGUUUAAUAUAUAUAUGGCUGGCCGACAUUUAUGUUCAAAACGCUACAGUGAAUUUUCAAAUUUACAUACUAACCUUAAGAGAGAAUUUAUUGGUUACAACUUUCCAAAGUUGCCAGGAAAAUGGCCUUUUGCACUUAGUGAACAACAGUUGGACUCAAGAAGGAGAGGUUUAGAAUUAUAUUUAGAAAAAGUAUGUGCAGUUCGUGUAAUAGCUGAAAGCGAAAUAAUGCAGGAUUUCUUGGCUGAUUCUAACAAUAGUCAGAGCAAUGAUACAAUAGUUGAUUUAAAAGUUAUAUUACCAGACAGGGAAAUAGUAAUAAUUAAAACAAAGAAAAGUUCAACAGCUGAUACUGUAUAUAACUGUGUUAUUGAUAAAAUACAGAUGGUUGAAAGUACAGCAAAUUACUUUUACCUUUUUGAAAUUGUUGAAUACAAUUUUGAAAGGAAAAUUCAGCCUAAUGAAAUAGCACACCAGUUGUAUGUACAAAAUUACCGAACAGCUAGUGCUAGUUGUUUAUGUAUUAAGCGUUGGUUAUUUGAUCCAGCAGUUGAAGCUCGUCUUAUAGAAACAGAUUCAUUAGCUGCAACAUUUAUAUUUUGGAGUACAAUAGAUGAAGUAGAUAGAAAUAAUAUAGUUGUAGGUGAUCGAUUAUACGAGCUCAAAGCAUUACAAGAUUCUUCCAAAAAGUUAGAUUAUUUAAAAAUGGCUAGAGAACUUCCUGGUUAUGGUGAAGUAAUAUUUCCUCAUUGUCCAUGCGAUUCUCGGAAGAGUGGUCAUGUAAUGGCGGCUGUAGGCUUCCUAAGUCUUAGACUAAUUGCUUGUACUGAAGAUGGAACUUUAGAGAAUCAAGUAGUAGAGUUUAACUGGAAGACAAUAAAAUGUUGGGAGAUUGAUGAAACAAAUGGUGUAUUUAGUUUUCAGUUUCAACGUGAAGAUAAAAACCCUAAAAGUGUCAAAUUACACACUCCUUAUUUUACAUUCCUAGCAGAUUGUUUUAAUCGGAUUCAAGAGGAAUCAUAGAAAAAAUAUAGGUAAUAAAAAAUUAUCUGCAGUGAUAAACAUGAAAUGUGUUGUAUUUUAUGGAAAAAAUGAUCUUAUAUUAUUGUCAUAUUCCCUAGAUAUAAAAAAUAAAAAUAUUUAGUUUAUCCUUAUUCAUUUGAACAAUAUUAUAUUGCUGACAAAAUUAUAGCUGUAAUAAUAAUAUGAUGUGACCUUUAUUAUGGAUUUAACAUUAU
Molecule: messenger RNA, 1806 nt
Organism: Daktulosphaira vitifoliae (grape phylloxera)
Lineage: Eukaryota; Metazoa; Arthropoda; Insecta; Hemiptera; Phylloxeridae
Gene: Snx27
Product: sorting nexin-27
Exons: 10
Coding region: 122-1591 (489 amino acids)
Biological process (GO): intracellular protein transport; signal transduction
Cellular component (GO): early endosome
Molecular function (GO): phosphatidylinositol-3-phosphate binding; protein binding
Source: RefSeq, a predicted model, not a curated record